GGAAAAACAUGACUCGGCAGUAGGUCAGAGAGCGAAAUAAUAAAAUAAAAAAAUAAAAAGACGACACAGAUCACGUGAAAAGGCGUCAUGUGACUGCAGCGUCUAUUAUAGCCUGCCGUCCAAACACAGAGCCGAGGACACCAUGAACACACUACUGGGCUUCUCCAUCCCUUUGUUGUUCAGCUCGUUGGUCUGGUGUGGGUAUCUGGAGUAUGACCAAGAUGUCCUGAUACCAGAGGACUGGACUCAUGUUGGUCGGGUUGAUGCUACAGAGGAGCUGGAGCUGACCUUUGCCUUAAAACAGCAGAACAUUCACCGGCUAGAAGAAACACUUAGGCUCGUGUCUGACCCCGACUCAGCUCAGUAUGGUAAGCAUCUCAGCCUGGAGGAAGUGGCCUCUCUUGUGCGUCCAUCUGAGCUGACCCAGAAGGUGGUGCGUCACUGGCUUCAGAGUCAUGGGAUUACAAACUGCCUGACUAUUCGCACUCAGGACUUUUUGCAGUGCACAAUGACUGCAGAUGUUGCAGAGACGCUUCUUCCAGGAAGCAGGUUUCACCGUUACAUCAGGGACGGCCAUUCUUUAGUGAGGUCUUCAGCUCCAUAUUCCGUUCAUGAUGAUGUUCACCAACACUUGGACUUUGUUGGAGGUCUUCAUCGUCUCCCGCCCAAAGGGCAGGAUCUCAGGAAGAAGGAACAGUCGUCGGAGUCUGGCGUGCACCUCGGAGUCACUCCGUCCAUCUUGAGGACUCGCUACAAUCUCACAGCAGCUGAUGUGGGAUCAGCUCGAAACAACAGCCAGGCUGUAGCCCAAUUCUUGGAGCAGUAUUACCACCCUGCCGACUUGGCCGAGUUCAUGACCAUGUUUGGAGGGAGCUUCCAGCAUCUGUCUCAGGUGGAUCGAGUCGUGGGCACCCAGGGAGGAGGAAAGGCCGGUCUGGAGGCCAGUCUGGAUGUAGAGUACAUCAUGAGCACAGGGGCAAACAUCCCCACAUGGGUCUUUACCAAUCCAGGUCGUCAUGAGUCCCAGGAGCCCUUCCUCCAGUGGAUGGUUUUGCUCAGCAACAUGUCCAACCUGCCGUGGGUUCACACCAUCAGCUAUGGAGAUGACGAGGACAGCCUUUCGACCGCCUACAUGAUGCGCAUCAACACCGAGUUUAUGAAGGCCGGCGUCAGAGGACUUUCUCUGCUCUUUGCUUCUGGUGACAGCGGUGCUGGUUGCAGACACUUGGGAAAAUCACAAAACUCCUUCAGGCCCAGUUUUCCUGCCUCAAGCCCAUAUGUGACCACGGUAGGAGGAACAUCGUUCAAGAAUCCAUUUAAAGUCACGUAUGAAGUCACAGAUUACAUCAGUGGAGGAGGCUUCAGCAAUGUCUUCAAGAUGCCGGACUACCAGGCCAGUGCAGUGAACAGGUAUCUGAAGACUGUUGCAGCAACUCUCCCUCCUCAGUCGUACUUUAAUACCAGCGGCAGAGCCUACCCGGACAUGGCUGCACUGUCUGAUAAUUACUGGGUGGUCACCAACAGGGUGCCGAUCCCCUGGGUGUCUGGGACCUCGGCGUCAACCCCCGUUGUCGGAGGCAUGCUUUCUCUCAUCAACGAUCAACGUUUGAAGAAGGGCCUUCCUCCCCUGGGCUUCCUCAACCCCCGUCUCUAUAAUCUCAAAGGACAAGCCUUAUUUGACGUGACUGAAGGUUGUCACCUGAGCUGUCUGGAUGAGGUGGUGCAAGGGAAGGGCUUCUGUGCUGCGCCAUCGUGGGACCCCGUCACAGGCUGGGGGACUCCAAACUACCCGGCGCUGCUGUCUGCCCUCCUGAGUUAAUAGCUGCGAUUCACUAAAGCUAAGCCACUAGUAGUAUCUGCACUGCCAGCAGGUACCAUACACACAUCCAAACUCUUGACCCGAUGCCUGAUGCCAAAGGCAGGUCAGUGGUAACGCUAUGCUCUAGAUUAGCAUUCGAUUCAGAUAAACGCUUCUCAAGGAAUAUCACUCAUCAACACUUGUAUCCAUUUAAGGAUAAAUUUAUCGCCUCUACCAUUUUUAAGGCUUAACACUGUUUAAAUAUUUUUAGGUCAAGGAUAGUGAUCGUUGGGGAUCACCAACGCUACACUGCAGUGGCCCAUUUCUGCUGAAUGCUGCAUUUUAACUGACCCAGAUUUCUCUUGUGAAUCAAUAUGCGGGCAGAUGGGCGAGAACAGGAAUUUUAUGCUUUUUAAAUUCAUGCCUCUAAGACGCAAAGCAGCGGAGAGUGUGGAUGCACCUAUCGCUUUGCAUUUGCAACGUAACGUGCAAACGUGCUGAAAUGCAUACUGCAAUCACCUCUUGGAUGCACACCAGUGUCUUUUUUUUAAGAGCGUUGAACGUCAAUCCCCUCUAAAUUUAGCACGUUUGGAUGGAGAUUUGGUUCGUGUUGAGAAUGAGGUGGGUAAUUUUUUAAGUCUUUAUUGCAUAACUACUCGGCAGGGAUGAACUAGGUGCGUCAUUGUUUUAUUUGAUAUUUACAUGUAGUUUAAAUUCAAACUCAUAUUUAGAAUAAAACAGGAACAUUAAAAAGAGGACCUUUCAAAUCUUUUACUUUGGUUUGUUGCCGUGUGCUUUGCGGCUGUGAACGAAUAAAAUGCACUGUAACGUGUGGGUUGAAAAUGAAUCAGCAGGUCUCACCCACCAGCGCUUUAUCUUCUGAUUAUGUGUAUCCCCAAACCAGAUGUAUUUAAUGUGAGCAAACUGCCUGUUUUUGUUUCUUGUGUGUGAACUGAUUAAAGCCAGAUUUCUACUUUGAAAUGGCGACUGAUUGUUUUGAAUGCGUGUCGUUUUAUUAAAAGCAAAACUGCCAAGUG
This is a messenger RNA of Mugil cephalus (flathead mullet), 2835 nucleotides long. RefSeq names its product tripeptidyl peptidase I (gene tpp1). Gene Ontology annotation, molecular function: serine-type endopeptidase activity; tripeptidyl-peptidase activity. Gene Ontology annotation, biological process: central nervous system development; proteolysis. Bases 143 to 1819 code for a protein of 558 amino acids. Lineage: Eukaryota; Metazoa; Chordata; Actinopteri; Mugiliformes; Mugilidae. The transcript is spliced from 13 exons. The record is from RefSeq and is a predicted model, not a curated record.